GUCAUUUAAAUCGCCGUGUGUAGGCGUGGUAUGUGGGACCCGGCUGUUGUUUACAAACUUUGCGGUUGGUAAGCGGAUACUGUUAUAUGCACAAAAGCCGUGGUGUUCAGUGCUCAAAAGGUGGCGUUUAAGAACAACAAAUCUACAAACUCUCGGAACGAUUCCUUCUGGUGUUGCUCUAUGGUUGUGAAUGACAAUUCUCUUUACGCAAACUGACACAGUGAGUGUGGAUCUGGAUCGUUACAGUGCGAGCAAUUUAAAACGGCUACCCGCAUAACAUUGACAAAGGGGAUUCCCGUACCCGCAUCAGAUCACAGUUUCUACUUUGCGGGCAACCUCAUAGUUGGUGAAACUUUAAUUUGGAAGUUUAUGGAACUGCGCAAUACAGACCAAAACAGAAAAGUCAUGAGUACCAUGCUUCAUUCUGAAGGACCAGUCUCACCAUGCCAUUACCACUGCAUGCAAGGGAGUCCAAAACCGUCCAAUCGGCCUCUCGACUUGAUGCAGAACUUACCGCCUGAACUAUAUCUGAGCAUUCUGCUGAGGCUGGACGCAAGGAGCUUACAGAAUGCAUCGCAGACAUGCAAACUGUGGAAUUCAACAAUCGAGGACACGGACUGGCUGUGGAGAAAGUUUUGCCAUUUGAAGUGUGACGAUUGGGCCAUGAAGGAGAUUCAGAGGGAUAGAGGAUUGGGAUAUUCUUGGAAGGAGUCAUUUAUACGGACCUGUGGACCUCACUCCAUCAAGCGCAAAUGGUUCAAGGGUGCUUUCAGUAACCUCAACAUGUACGAUAAAAACUUGCCUCCUUUCAUGUGCUGCAUGGACGUCGAGACGUGGGGACAGAUCCUUGAACUGGAGCUGAGCCGAUAAUGAUGCAGUGGGAUCAGAGAGUAGAGGGCGCUGUUCAGUUUGUUCACAAGAGCCAAGUGAGGACAAAUCCUGGCCAAGUUCGGGCAAGGACCAUUAGUCGACUAGUGGUUGAUUUGUGACGUACCUUGC
Molecule: messenger RNA, 999 nt
Organism: Patiria miniata (bat star)
Lineage: Eukaryota; Metazoa; Echinodermata; Asteroidea; Valvatida; Asterinidae
Product: F-box only protein 48-like
Exons: 3
Coding region: 370-870 (166 amino acids)
Biological process (GO): SCF-dependent proteasomal ubiquitin-dependent protein catabolic process
Cellular component (GO): SCF ubiquitin ligase complex
Molecular function (GO): protein binding
Source: RefSeq, a predicted model, not a curated record